UUGUCGCGAUGUCGCCUCCCGUGCCCGCACUGACCCCUGAGCAGAAGAAGGAGCUGGCGGCCAUCGCCCAGCGCAUCGUGGCACCCAGCAAGGGCAUCCUGGCCACCGAUAAAUCCACUGGCAGCAUUGCCAAGGGGCUGAGCUUGGUGGGCGCUGAGAACACGGAGGAGAACCGGCGCUGGUACCGGCAGCUGCUGUUCACGGCUGACAAGUGCAUGGAGCUGUGCAUCGGCGGCGCCAUCCUGUUCCAUGAAACCAUGUACCAGAAGGCUGACGACGGGCGCCCCUUGCCGCAGGUCAUCAAGGACAAGGGGGCGCUGGUGGGCAUCAAGGUGGACAAGGGCGUGGUGCCCCUGGCUGGCACCAACGGAGAGACCACGACCCAGGGUCUCGAUGGUCUCAUGGAGCGCUGUGCCCAGUACAAGAAGGACGGCACUGACUUUGCCAAGUGGCGCUGCGUGCUCAAGAUCACGGCGCACACGCCCACGCGCCUCGCCGUCAUGGAGAACGCCAACGUGCUGGCGCGCUAUGGCAGCAUCUGCCAGCAGAACGGCAUUGUCCCCAUCGUGGAGCCCGAGAUCCUCCCUGACCGUGACCACGACCUCAAGACGUGCCAGUACGUCACUGAGAAGGUCCUGGCAGCCGUGUACAAGGCACUCAGUAACCACCACGUGUACCUCGAGGGGACGCUGCUGAAGCCCAACAUGGUGACAGCGGGACACGCCUGUGCCACCAAGUACAGCCCCGAGGAGAUCGCCAUGGCAACGGUCACUGCGCUGCGACAGACCGUGCCACCCGCCGUGCCGGGGAUCACGUUCCUGUCGGGUGGCCAGAGUGAGGAGGAGGCCUCCAUCAACCUCAACGCCAUCAACCGCUGCCCGCUGCCGCGUCCCUGGGCGCUGACCUUCUCGUACGGCCACGCCCUGCAGGCCUCGGCCCUCAAGGCCUGGGGCGGCAAGAAGGACAACACCAAGGCGGCCCAGGAGGAGUACAUCAAGAGAGCCCUGGCCAACUCCCUGGCAUGCCAGGGUAAGUACACCCCCAGUGGCACUGCGGGGGCGGCGGCCAGCGAGUCCCUGUUCGUGUCCAACCACGCCUACUGAGAGAUGGACAUCACUG
This is a messenger RNA of Melozone crissalis (California towhee), 1119 nucleotides long. RefSeq names its product fructose-bisphosphate aldolase A-like. The record is from RefSeq and is a predicted model, not a curated record. Gene Ontology annotation, molecular function: fructose-bisphosphate aldolase activity. Gene Ontology annotation, cellular component: cytosol. Lineage: Eukaryota; Metazoa; Chordata; Aves; Passeriformes; Passerellidae. The transcript is spliced from 9 exons. The coding region runs from base 9 to 1103 and encodes 364 amino acids. Gene Ontology annotation, biological process: fructose 1,6-bisphosphate metabolic process; glycolytic process.